This is a messenger RNA of Cololabis saira (Pacific saury), 1517 nucleotides long. It is a transcript of the gene cd164, whose product is annotated as CD164 molecule, sialomucin. Lineage: Eukaryota; Metazoa; Chordata; Actinopteri; Beloniformes; Belonidae. The record is from RefSeq and is a predicted model, not a curated record. Gene Ontology annotation, cellular component: cytoplasmic vesicle. Bases 133 to 687 code for a protein of 184 amino acids. The transcript has 6 exons.
CUGUCAACUCGGAAGUGUGCAGCAGCAGCAGCAGCAGAGACGAGGAGAAAUAUCCAAACACUCGCCGUCGCCGUGUCCCUGCACAUACGUGUCUCUCUGUAAAACAAGCUGAGGUGUAAGUCGGCCGCGGUCAUGUACCCGAAGGUGUUUUUUUUGGCAGCAGCUCUGGCUCUGAUCGGCGGGCAGAUCUCCGCGGACUCAGAUGGAUGCACUGAUCUGCCAUGUGACAAAUGUGGAGCCACUAGUGAGUGCCAGUGGGUCAAUUGCAGCACAUCAUUACCUGCUAGCUGUCGGAACAUGACUAUGUCGAACGAAACUUGCAGCAACGCCAGCUGCUCUGCCCCAACAAACGAGACAACUACCCCUGCUGCUUCGACUUCCCUCCCUCCCACUACAGUCCCCCAUACCUCUGUCACGACCUCUAACAGCACUACCACAGCAAGCAAUACUUCAACUACAACUGUUGCACCGACUCAAAGUACCAACACCUCCACCUCUACGGCUGCAUUGUCUACUUCAACUGGAACAGUACCACCCAGUACCACAUCCUCCACCCCAGAGAAGAAAUCAACGUUUGAUGCUGCAAGCUUCAUUGGUGGAAUAGUGCUGGUUCUGGGCCUGCAGGCUGUGAUCUUCUUCCUCUACAAAUUCUGCAAGUCCAAGGACCGUAAUUACCACACUCUCUGAAGUGGCUGCACUUUGGGAUCUGCGUCAUUCGACAUCACCACCAACUAGAACCAUUUCAGAGCAAACUCCCCACUCAGCACACACACUCAUGAGGGGGGACUCAAACAGUGUUUCCAAGCAGUUUAUUUUUUUUUUUAAAUCUUUGCCAUUUAUGCAACUUCUUGUUUGGACCUUCUGUCAUUGAAGUGUGUAUAAAGGCACCCACAUAUGGCUGUAUGUAUAAUUAAUUUAGUUUCAACUUGCACAACACAACAGAUCUCUGACUGGCAUUUAGAUCUUGAGCAAAUGGAUUACAUCACCUGGUAGCGACCCACCCCCCACCAUAAUGCCAUUAGUCAUUCUGCAAAGAGCAUUUUUCAGCAAAUUGAGUGGGCUUGUUAUUUACAGCCCUUUUUUCCCACAUGCCUUCUUCAGUUAAUUGCGCCACAUGAAAAAUAAUUAGUGAUGUAUACAGGAAAGCUGUCGUGAUGAUUUUUAGUCAUGCAACUGCAAAUUGUGGAUUACAUCUUUUUCCUCCUCUUUUUUCAGUUUUUUUUUUUUUUAACAUAUGACCUGAUUUGGAAGCACUGUUUGAGUUAGGAGCUAUUCUUAAAUGUGACGACAGAUGAUUCAGAAUUGCUUUUGGUCUGUUGAAAUUCUCUGUGCAGCUGUUUUGCAUGUAUAUGUGGUCAUAGAUUGUGUGAAAGAGGCAGAGUUAUUUACAAGGGAAUAAAAGCAUCGAGUCAUCUGACGUCGGUCCAAAAGGAGGAGGUGGAAAAAUGAAAAAGGAAAAAAAAAAAGGCUUAUUUGAUGAGCGUCUCUUUUGGCGUGUAGGGUGUUUUUUUUUUUCU